Phymastichus coffea is the source of this 2692-nucleotide messenger RNA. Its product is annotated as zinc finger protein GLI1-like. Gene Ontology annotation, molecular function: RNA polymerase II cis-regulatory region sequence-specific DNA binding; DNA-binding transcription factor activity, RNA polymerase II-specific. The transcript is spliced from 4 exons. The record is from RefSeq and is a predicted model, not a curated record. Gene Ontology annotation, cellular component: nucleus. Bases 584 to 2554 code for a protein of 656 amino acids. NCBI's taxonomy places the organism in Eukaryota, Metazoa, Arthropoda, Insecta, Hymenoptera, Eulophidae. Gene Ontology annotation, biological process: regulation of transcription by RNA polymerase II.
CGAGUGCGCGAUCAGUCCGACUCUGCCUCUCGCCGAACCACCGCGACCGACCUCGCCAUGGCAAGCGCGCGCUCCUAGCGGCGGCCGCAACCCCGUCGAGAGAGUAGUGCGCAACGAGGAAGGGCGGAAGUGAGCGCGCGCGCGCGCCAGCGACAAGUGGGUGUUUCGGAGUGCGCCGCGGCGGCAAGCGGGAGAGAAGCGGGAGAGAAGCGGGAGAGAAUCGAGAGCGGCAGUGCGAUCGAGGUGGCUCCGUCCAGAAUUGGUUGCCGAGCUAAGUCGAGCCACCGGCCCCGUGAUGUUCCCCAUCGAGUACAGCAAGCAAUUCCUGAGCUACCGCAUCCUCAAGUCCAACCGUUUCAAGUACAUCUGACCAUAAGGACUCGGACCAAGUGCUUGCUUCUGACUUAGUGCCGAGAGUGUGCCCCGCCGAGAAACAGCAGCAGCAGCAGCAGCAGCAGACCUCGUCCUCGCCCUUCGAGCCGUUCGCGCGCCCCCGCCCGCCGCUCGGAGAGACCUGGAACGUCUCUCGCGCGCUCCCGUCGCCCGGCCCCUCCUUCCCCCUCGACGACCGAGCAGCGGCGCGAUGAUCGUUUACGUGCCCGGCAGAAUGCCAAGGACGGCCUACCGCCCUGGGCUGCCGUACCAGCUGCUCGCGCAGCAGCACCAGCAGCACCAGCAGCAGCACCAGCACCACCAGCACCAGCAGCAGCUCCAGCAGCAGCGCCGGCCGCCCUCGCCGCCGAUCUCGCCCACCACCACGAGCCUCUUCAGCGGCUGGCCCAGAACGAUGCCCCAAGACGAGGAGAUGCUGGCGCAGUCGGCGGCCGCGGCCGCCGCCAUCGCCGGCAACGGGCCGUCCAGUCCGGCCCACAGCGACUCCGACGCCUCCAACUCCAGCCUCGAGCUGAGGACCGAGCGCACCGAGCUGCAGUGCAGAUGGCUCAAUUGCGGCAGAUGGUUCGCGUCCCUGAAACAACUGGCGGAUCACGUUGGCAAAGUACACUCGGAGCCCGGUCCCAGGGGACUGUUCUACUGCGGAUGGGAUGGCUGCCAGAGAGGUGACCGAGGCUUCAACGCAAGAUACAAAAUGUUGGUGCACGUGCGGACGCACACGAACGAGAAGCCGCACCACUGCUUUCAGUGCUCGAAGAGCUUCAGCCGCGCGGAAAACCUCAAGAUCCACGCUCGCUCGCACACGGGCGAGCGCCCGUACGCCUGUCCCGUGGAGGGCUGCAACAAGGCCUACUCCAACUCGUCCGAUCGGUUCAAGCACUCGCGCACUCACGCCGUCGACAAGCCCUACUGCUGCAAGAUACCCGGCUGCCCCAAGCGCUACACCGACCCGUCCUCCCUGCGCAAGCACGUCAAGACCUACCGCCACUACGUCAACAACAACAACAACAACAACAACAGCGGCGGCGGCGGCGGCGGCGGCGGCGGCGGCGCCGGCGGUGCCGACCACCACCACUACCAUCACCACGACAAGGCCCAGGACGACUUGGCCACGACCAAGAGGCACCACCAACUCGGCGCCACCCCCGACAACAGAAGCACCGCUGCCAGUCCGAGCUCCGACUCCGACAAGAAGAACUCCAGCCUGGAGAGCAACGCCACCAGCAGCUCCAUCUGCUCCGUCAGCGAGAGCCCGAAGACAACGGCCUCGUCGACGAGCUUCGAGGAGCAGCAGAAGCUGGUCGAGUGGAACAACGCGUACAACAGCCUGCAGGAGCGCGGCAAGGAGCACCGGCUGGAGGCCGCGCAGAUCUCGACGCCGCUGGCGAAGGCCGGCGCCGGCUACGAGCACGAGCUCCACCACUACAGCCGCUCGCCGUACGACGAGUACAUCCUGCCGGAUCGCCAGCUGCCGGUGCUCAAGCAGCCGACGCCCAGCUACCCCAUCGACAUCAAGCCCCAGCUGGCGACCGCGGCGUCGCCGCCGGACCACCCGAUGGCGGCCACGCCGCGCAUCGGCAUGCAGUCCACGCCGAUCAAGAGCGAAGACAAGGCUGCCAGCGGCGUCGACUACCGCAACAUCGACUCCAUCGUCAACAGCAGCACCAGCAGCACCGGCAGCAGCAGCAGCGGCGGCGGCGGCAGCAGCGGCACGCCCCUCAAGCAGGAGCCGACGCCUUACGCCGGCAGCGCCGACGUAGUGCGCAACUCGGUGAUAAAGCGCGCCGACGCGCCCAUGGACCAGCAGCCGUCGGAGUCGCCGGCCCGCCAGGAGGGUCCGCCCGGCGCGGCCAGCGGCUGCGAGCGGUGCUGCUGCAAGCACAAGUGCUGCAAGCACGCGGGCAGCAACAGCCUGCUGGAGAAGACCAAGAUCCUGUCGGAGCUGAUCCUCAGCUCGCCGAACCCGCUGUUCCGACACCUGCUCGCGUCGGUGGAUCUGCACUACGGCCUGCAGAGCGUCUGGCCGGCCGGCCAGCCGGCCACCGACGGCUCCGGCGCCGCGGCCAACACCUGCGCGCAGGACCUGCGGGCCAGGUCCGCCGAGGUCGCGCCGGCGGACAUGGACCAGGACCUGCCGCUCGACUUGACCAUCAACAAAUGACCGGCCACGAGGACGAUCGCGGUGUAAUCGAGUCAGCGGACCGCCCGAUCGGCCCGUCCCUCUCCUCGUUCUUGCUUGUACAUUGUCGUCCUUACCCUCGUUCGCUCGUUCUUGUUGUCGGUCGAUCGGAGAACGCGG